Messenger RNA from Suillus bovinus, 1202 nucleotides. RefSeq names its product glycosyltransferase family 8 protein. Gene Ontology annotation, molecular function: glycosyltransferase activity. The transcript has 4 exons. The record is from RefSeq and is a predicted model, not a curated record. Lineage: Eukaryota; Fungi; Basidiomycota; Agaricomycetes; Boletales; Suillaceae. The coding region runs from base 242 to 1168 and encodes 308 amino acids.
UCGUUGCCCAUGUACACGAAACAUAUGUUGGAUAUUUGUGCGAAAACUCCUUUUCGCCUGGUGCAGAUCGAUAUAGAAUGGAUUAUCAGAAGAUUGUAAUUAAGUAGGGCCGUAACCUCCGAUUGUCCGAUCUUUCAGUAGUAUUUUUGAGCUUUGAUCAAUCGAUUGAAGUACUCAGACUGCCGCUUUAUCCUGUCUUUGUCGCUCGCUUCCAUCCCUUACCCCAGUAACAUCGAUCGUGAUGGCUAGAAGGGCAGCUUAUGUGACUCUACUCACAGCAACCAGUUAUUUACCUGGCGUUCUGGUGCUCGAAUCGACCCUUAGAUCUGUGGCAUCUGCAUUCCCUCUUGUUGUCAUGGUCACUCCUACACUACCCCAGGAUGCCCGGAGUGUCCUAGAGCGAAGGGGCAUUUCCGUGAGGCCCGUCGAAUCGCUGCGCCCUCCAGAGGGAAAACAUUCACUUUCAACCCAUGACGCAAGGUUCGCUGAUACAUGGACGAAGCUGAGGGCAUUUGAAUUGAAAGAAUAUGAACGUAUCGUCCUUAUGGAUGCCGAUAUGAUCGUGAUGCGCAAUAUGGACGAGUUAUUUGACAUUGAUCUCCCAAACGACUGGAUAGCUGCUGCGCAUGUGUGUGCAUGUAAUCCACGCAAGCUGCCCCACUAUCCUGCUGAUUGGGUCCCUGAGAACUGCGCAUAUACUCCAUUGGCUCACCCCUCUGGUUUGACUGCUUCAGUGAUCAUUACGGAAGCAAGCCCACGUCCGCACACUCAGCUGAACUCCGGCAUCGUGGUUCUCAACCCUUCUCUGGCUCUUGCAGAAACUGUCCGCAAUCACCUUUAUACUUCACCUCUGGUGUCAACUUGGUCAUUCCCAGACCAAGAUCUCUUGUCAGAUUUAUUUAGGGGAAAGUGGAAACCUUUGCCAUGGUGUUACAAUGCGCUCAAGACAUUGAUGUUAAUUCACAAACCGCUGUGGAGAGACGAAGAGAUCAGAUGUCUUCACUACAUUUUGGCUGACAAGCCUUGGCAGGCCAGGGUAUCUGAAGAUGAUACAGGAGAGUACGCAAAGAGUCACAGGUGGUGGUGGCAGAGACUAGAGCAGCUCAGUCAAGACAUGAAAGGAGAACCUGAGGACUGGAAGCUUGUGCUGGCGAACAUUGCACAAUAAUAAUACAGACAGGUCCUGACGAUAUUUUAAUUGU